This is a messenger RNA of Coccidioides posadasii C735 delta SOWgp, 2102 nucleotides long. Lineage: Eukaryota; Fungi; Ascomycota; Eurotiomycetes; Onygenales; Onygenaceae. The record is from RefSeq and is a predicted model, not a curated record.
GUCAAUCACCUUAGUCAUUUGUCGAACACUCCAUUUUUGUGUACACCCCCACCCCCACACAACCGAUCAGUUCCCUCCAGGCAUCUCGUCCCCCUCCGCGACACCCUGGUCCAUCCCAACUCCCCCCCCCCCCCCCCAAAUCCAGGCCUCCCGAGUAAUGCACUACUCCGCUUAGGGCUAUCGCAGGUUGCUAGCCGUGUUCAUCUCCCGUGCAGGCACAAACAGUGCAACGGAGCAAACGGGGCCACAUGGCCGUUCGCUCCCGGUCUCCUUUUGACGUAUCGCAAGGAACGCUCCUCUCCUGCAUAACUCUGGGCCUUGGCUGACGCUGAGAUCUCUCUUUUUGUCUGGCCACGAUGGACCAGCCCGCCAGGCAAGGGAAGAGCAGCGCGUCAUCCCGUCAAGCUCCCUGUCCAAAAAAGCCAAUCCCUGCUAACGACUUACCCUCCUUUACGUUUAUCGAUCACGAUGACAACUUAGCUUCUAAACGCAUCAAGGAUGCGAACGCCAGAAAGGCGAUUCGAUCCCAUGUAAUGCGCGACGUACGCCGGCGAGAACGACUUGCCGGCUUAAAACGGGUUUCUAAAAGAGACAAAAAGGUUCAGGCAAGCCCCGAUGCCAAAUCUCCCGAAUCCGGUAGACAGUUACUACGGCCCCGUUCGGGUGCACCCCUUGGUGUUGGGUCAACUAUUGUAAUACCCACAAGGUCAAGAAAACCUCCCUCAUGGAAUCCACCCAUUAUUGGCUCCCUGUCGGACCACGUUCCGAGCCCGUUCUCGGAACCGGGGGUAUCGUACUUUGAUCCCUUCUGGAGCCUACCCGGCUUUGAUGACAUCAAACCCGUUGUUGACAGGCUUAUGAAGCAUUGCAAAGUGGCGCUUGUAAUGCUACCGAUGACGUUCCCGGUCGAGGCGAGACAUCCUAAAGAAGCCCACACCAGGAUAGGACUCUUUGUCGCGAAUGCAAUGGCUGAGCCUGGGCCAUUUUUCUCGAAUCUAUGCCUGGCCGCGGCACACAAAGCCAUUCUGCGUACGGAGAUCGUUGAUUAUUCGCAGAUGGACAACAGGGUUGUGCCUGAGGCAGAUCUAUAUGUCAUGAAGGCGCAGGCCCUUAGGGAAAUGAACAAAAAGCUACACAAUCCUGAGACCGCUGCAGAUUCCGCGGCCUUCGAGACUGUCAUAUUUUUAAUAUCUGCUGCUGUAACGAUUGGAUUGUUUAAUGAGGCUCAAAUGCAUUUUGAGGGUGUGAAGAAGAUGGUGGAAUCCAGAGGAGGAAUUGGGUCGCCGAGCUUCGAAGCAACUCGCACUCUCGGCGGUGUUUUGCUGUGCGACGUUAAAAUUGCAUGCGGACUGUUGCGUCGUCCAUACUACCCGAUAACGUGGGAUAUACAGCCAAUGUCCCCUGCUCUUGCGUCCCGAAUAGCUCCCGCUAAAAAGUCCCCUUUAAACCGGGUAACGUCUAGGUUACAGAACAGUCCCUACCUCAGCGAUACGUUGAAGGCAGUAAUUGCAAAAAUACGUGAGAUGGUGCUUCUUGAGAAUUUUAACCGCGAAGACUCCAUAGGCCUUACGAGUGAAGAGCUUGAGUUUUACCGCCUUCGUGUCCAUGAACUAGAGCACGAGCUCCUGGAUUAUCCCUAUCGGAUAUUCAGCAAGGCCGGCACCAAGAACGAUGCCACCAUACCCCCGGUAGAAAACGUUGCCCGCUUAGCUUGUAUCUGCUACAUUAGCACCGGUUGCGUAGUUGCACCGCCCAAUUCCGGCGUUGGAAGAGCCAUAACAACCCAUGUAAAGGCGGUUCUUGAGAGGUGUCCACCGGACAGGCCGACUAGACUGGGUGAUGAUGUACUCGACCUCUUAGCUUGGGCUGCCUUCCUCGGUGCCUUUCAAGCAGGCGACCAGUUGGAGCGUCCGUGGUUUUUGCAUAGAAUUAGGCAUAUCGCGAUGCUACGGGGCUGGAAGGACUGGAACAAAGUCGAGGAUGUGCUUCGUGGGCAUAUUUAUGUGCCUCAUUGCCAUUUGGGAUUUUGGAGAAGGAUAUGGAACGAUGCUAUGACUAUUUCGGUGGUUUUUGAAGAGGAUACUGAAAUCAAAAACGAAUAG